AUGGCGACAAACGACGAUACCGCCGCUGCCCAGCACGUCCCCAAGGAGUUCCCGCCGAUCCCGUCGCUGGAGUCGCUGCACAAGCGCCUGCAGUCCCUCAGCAUCUCCGAGGAGAUUCCCGUCUUUCCCGAAUCCAACCCUACCACGAAUCCCGUCGAUAUCUACAGGUGCAUCAUUGCCCACCACCUGGCCCCGAUCACCGGUGUCGAUAUCAACCUGGUCUAUCCCGCUCUCGAGUGGACACAGACUUUGGACAAGGGCGAUCUCAUUGUUGCUGCGCCCCGACUGAGGAUCAAGGGCCGCAAGCCGGAUGAGUUGGCGAAGGAAUGGGCCGAGAAGUUCCCAGAAAGCCCCUACCUUGAGCGCCCGAAGGCCGAUGGAACGUUCUUGCGCUUCUACUUCAAGAACAGUGUUCUCAACAACGUUGUCCUCUCAUCGAUCCUAAACAGGAAAGAGAACUACGGACCCAUCAACAGCGGAAAGGGAAAGCGGGUCAUUGUCGAGUUCUCGAGCCCCAACAUUGCGAAGCCCUUCCACGCUGGUCAUCUGAGGAGUACCAUCAUCGGAGGAUUCUUGGCCAACUUGCACGAGAUCUGUGGUUGGGAUGUCAUCCGCAUGAACUACCUCGGAGAUUGGGGAAAGCAGUUUGGUAUCCUCAGUGUCGGUUUCAAGCGGUUCGGUGACGAGCAGAAGCUCGUCGAGGACCCUAUCCACCACCUGUACGAUGUCUAUGUCGCGAUCAACAAAGUGAUCGAAGCGGAGAAGGAGGUCGAGAAGGCGAAAGCAGAGGCCGCUGGCGUGAAACAGACGUACAACGGACCUACCGACGACGAGGCACGAGCAUUCUUUGCAAGUAUGGAGGCUGGAGACGAGGCGGCCGUCGCCUUGUGGGGGCGGUUCCGUGACCUCAGUAUUGAGAAGUACAAGGACACCUACGCCCGUCUAAACAUCAAGUACGAUGUCUACUCCGGUGAAUCCCAGGUCUCGAAGGAGGCCAUGGACACUGUCAGCAAGUUGAUGAAGGAGAAGAAGGUGUCGGAGGAGUCCGAUGGUGCUCUGAUCGUCGACUUCCUCAAGCACGGCGCGAAAAAGCUGGGCAAGGCCAUCGUGCAGAAGAAGGACGGUACUUCGCUCUACCUCACCCGUGAUAUCGGCGCAGCUAUGGAGCGCUACGAGAAGUACAAGUUCGACAAGAUGAUCUAUGUUGUUGCCACACAGCAGGAUCUCCACCUGCAGCAGCUCUUCAAGAUCCUUGACCUCCUCGGCUUCGAGUGGGCUAAGAAGUGCCAGCACAUCAACUUCGGAAUGGUGCUGGGCAUGAGCACUCGUAAGGGAACUGUUGUGUUCUUGGACGAUAUCCUGCAGGAGGCCAAGGAGAGGAUGCACGAUGUCAUGCGCAAGAACGAGGACAAAUACUCGCAGGUCGAGGACCCCGAGUACAUUGCUAGCACCGUCGGCCGAACUGGUGUCAUGAUCCAGGACAUGUCUGGCAAACGGAUCAACAACUACACAUUCGACAUGGACCGCAUGACCUCAUUUGAGGGCGACACGGGCCCGUACCUUCAAUACGCACACACCCGUCUCUGCAGCAUCACGCGCAAAGCCAAUGUGCCGAUCGAAAAGAUUGAGAAGGCGGACCUGUCACUACUGACAGAGCCGCACGCCACCAACCUCGUCCGCUGCCUGGCGCAGUAUCCCGAUGUGUUGCAGCAGACACUCAAGACCCUCGAGCCGACAACUGUGGUCACCUACCUGUUCAAGAUGACGCAUCUGUUGAGCAGCAGCUACUCGGUGUUGCACGUUAUCAGUAGUGAGGACGAUGUCAAGUUCGCUAGGCUCGCGCUGUACGAGAGUGCUCGCAUCGUACUGCACAACGGUAUGACGCUACUAGGACUCGUCCCUGUGGACAGGAUGUAA
Tricharina praecox is the source of this 1917-nucleotide messenger RNA. RefSeq lists its product as uncharacterized. The record is from RefSeq and is a predicted model, not a curated record. Gene Ontology annotation, biological process: arginyl-tRNA aminoacylation; mitochondrial translation. The transcript has 5 exons. NCBI's taxonomy places the organism in Eukaryota, Fungi, Ascomycota, Pezizomycetes, Pezizales, Pyronemataceae. Gene Ontology annotation, cellular component: mitochondrion; cytoplasm. Gene Ontology annotation, molecular function: arginine-tRNA ligase activity; ATP binding. Bases 1 to 1917 code for a protein of 638 amino acids.